UGGGGCAGGCAGUGCCAAGAGAGCCGCGUGCCCUCCUCCCAGGUCCUGCUGCACCGGAGCACCAGGAAAAGCCUUGCUGGCUUUUCCUACACGCGGAGGGCCCUGGCCCGGCCAGUCUCGCCUGUAUGGCCACGUGCCCUCCGCCGCCUCUCUGUCACUCUAAGGCGCUUGACGCCGUCCCAGCCCUCGGCAUCUGGGGGCCUCUCCAAGUGCUCAGCAGGUGCCAGCUCCCUUGGUCGCCACAGCAGCGACCCAGCAGACAGCGAGAUGCAGGGUGCCCGUGUCAUAUGUGAAGUUUGUCGGCACAGCUACACCAUUGCUUCACAUGCUGUCCCAAGGGCAGAACCGAGCCACUGCGACAGUGUCUGGCCCUUUGCACAAGUUUCCCCGCCCACUCUCCCGGGGCCUCUCCCUGUUCCCACACCUGUCUAGUGGCUCCUGCAGGUUGGGAGCUAGUCAGCCGCUUGGGGCUUGUCUCCUCCGCUGGGGUGACCUAGACCCUGGGAUGCUAAAGUCACAGGAGGUGCUGGGCUCCUGGGCUGGGUUCCGCAUGGCUGCUGGUCAGGCUCCAAGCUGAGGGGCCAGGAGCUGGGCCCUUUCUGACCAGCCUCAGGCCACAUGGUUUCUACCCAGAUUUGAGGGGAGGGGAUGCAGGCCCCACUUCUCAAGUGGCGCCCUGGUGGCCAGCACGUAAAAACCUCCACUCUGGCCUCCUCUUCCCCUCAGACUAUGCCCCACAUGACUCCCAAAGGACCUUUGGGACACAGCUGACUCCCCAAUCCGGAGCUAGGCGGGACCCCUGUGACUUGCUAGCCAUGGGCAAGUGGCCUCGACUCUGAAUGUCACUGUCUCAAGCUGCAAAGGGCAGGUCAUGACUACAGUUGGCCACUAAGUUGAAUUUCAGAUGGACAACAAAUGACUUUUACUCUGCGUGUAUCCUGUGCCAUAUUUGGGACCCAUAGUAAACAAACCUGUCCAUCUGAAAUUCAGAUCUAACUGGGCACCCUUUUUUCAGUUGCUAAAUGUGGCCGCCCCGAUACUGAUGGAACUGCCUGCUGGGGUGGUUAGGAUUGAAGGAGAUAGAUCACAAACACACGCUGUAGAAUUCGUGUCGCUUAAGCUCAGCCCUGGCCUCACCCUCUGGAUAAACUUCAUGUGUGACUGCAGGACAGGAGCUGUCCCGUGAACGGGUGGGGCUUUCUCCAGAGCCCCCAGCACGCAGUGGGUGAGUUCAGCGCCUUUUGUGAUCAGUUUCUCCAACAUUCUGUAAUGUAUGCAAUCUACGUUGGACUCUCCCCACUGCAAGCGACAGGGCCCACUGCAAACCAGCACGAGCAAAUUGGAAUUUUACUGGCUUCCGUGACUGGCAAGGCCAGGGAGGGGUUUCAGGCAUAGCUGGAUCCAAGCACUGGCUCUGCCCAGACUCGAUCUCCCCACACCUGUGGUCAACAAGAUUACAGCUCCCUCAGAGAUGCAGAGCCUACUCUCGGGAAUGUGUGAACAGGUUACCUUAUUGGCAGAAGGGGUUGAGUUGAGGACCUAUGAGAUGAGAGGACCCUGGAUGACCUGGGGGCCCAGUGUCAGCACAGGGUCCCUCCGUGGGGAGGCAGGAGAGUUGGAGACAGAGAGACUGGAAGAUGCUGCGCUGCUGGCUCUGAAAGGGGACACGGGUGGCCACUAGAUGCUGGGAAAGGCGGGAGACAGUUCUCCCAUGGAGCCCCAGGAGGGACCAGGCCUGCCACACCUUGGUUUUAGCCCAGUGAGGCCGGCCCCCAACCUCCGACCUCCAGGACUAUGAUAGAGUAAGGUUAGGUCACCAUGUAUGUGAUACUUUGCUAUAGCACCCAGAGGAAGCUAAUAUACCCGCCAACUCCACUUUCUGUGCGGGCCUCAUUCUCAGGCGGGCUUCUCUCUCCCUGGGAGCGCCCCCAGACCGACCUCCUGGCUCCAAGUCCAGUGGACCGUGAGGCUUCUUUAGAAAAGUUUGGGAAAUCUGAGCCCUGGUUUUCACGGAGCCAGCUCAAGUCAAGUCCUCUUCCACCCCAACCCUGAGCUGGGGGGUGGGGCACUCUCAUUGGCUGGUCUAGGUCAUGUGGCAUGCGGAGGGGGUGGGGCCCAGGGAGGGCACCCCAGAGCUUGUGGACACCUGCCCAGGGCAGACAUCACCAGCCGAUCACACUCCUUGCAUGGAGCCUGCUGAGACCGCCAAGUGCCCAUGGCAUCUUCACUCACGAUAACCAAACGCUGGAAACAGCCGAUCACCCAUCCGCUGGAGAAUGGACAAACGUGGUCCAUCCCUGGAUUAUCACUCAGCCAUGAAAAGGGACGAGGCUCUGACACAGGCCUCAGCGUGGAUGGACCUUGAGGACAUCGUGCUCACUGAGAGACGCCAGACACAGAAGGGCACGUCAUGUGUGACACCACUCACAGGUCCCUGGAGUCGUCAGAUCCACAGAGACAGGAAGUAGGAUCGUGGGUGCCAGGGGCUGGGGAGUGAGUGUUUUAUGGGGACAGAGUGAUAGUUUAGAAAGAUGAGAAAGUUCCAGAGACGGAGGGUGGUGAUGGUUUCACAACCACGUGCAUGUACUCAGUGCGGCUGAGCUGUGCACUUAAAAAUGUUUAAGACAGUGACUUUUAUCUGUAUUUUGUCACAAUAAGAAAAAGAGGCCAAAAACAAUUACAUUGAAACCACACAAAACAUAUAUGAUACGAGGAUUUGAACGCUGUAUAUUAGGUGAUAAUUUUGUUACAUUUUCAGGUGUGAUCAUGGUAAUGUGGUUUUAUCUUUCAGAACCACUUUUGAAAAUGUGUGUGGGUGAGAAAGCCGUGGGCGGAGCCUCAAGCUGCCUCCCCCACAGGAAGCACCGGUGGGGUCGGCCUCGGUGGCCACCCUGCGCCUUGCGCCCGAGGCAAGAUGGCGGCCCGCCAGUGCACGCUGCUAGCGCUGGCCCUCGGGACCCUGUGCGCAGUAGGCAGCACAUUUGGGGCCCAGAUCAUCGGGGGUAAGGAGGCCGCCCCCCACUCCCGCCCAUACAUGGCCUCACUGCAGGAAAACGGCUCCCACAAGUGCGGGGGGGUCCUCGUGCACCCACAGUGGGUGUUGACAGCUGCCCACUGCCUGAACAGGAGUGCGGAGCUGCUGAGGCUGCGGCUGGUGCUGGGGCUGCACACGCUGGGCCACCCCCGCCUCGCCUUCCACGUCCGGAUGGCCGUGCAGCACCCCGACUACAGGCCUGCGCCAGCCCUGGAGAACGACCUCGCGCUGCUUCAGCUGGACGGGAAGGUGAAGCCCAGCAAGACCAUCCAGCCCCUGCGCUUGCCCAGAAGUCGCCAGGUGGUGGCAGCAGGAGCUCGGUGCAGCGUGGCCGGCUGGGGGGUGACCCACCAGGGUGGGCAGCUGGCCCGGGCACUGCAGGAGCUGGACGUCCGAGUUCUAGACUCCCAGAUGUGCAACAGCAGUCACUUCUGGCAUGGCGGCCUCCCCCGCUACGUGGUCUGCCUGGCUGCAGACAGGAACCAAGCCCCCUGCAAGGGGGACUCCGGCGGGCCCCUCGUGUGCAGCAAAGGCUGGGUGGCUGGAAUCCUGUCCUUCAGCUCUAAGGUCUGCACUAAUGUCUUCAAGCCCACCGUGGCCACCACUGUGGCGCCCUACGUGUCCUGGAUCAAGAAGGUCAUCCGCCACUGACAGUCUCCCCCUCCAGCCUGAUGCGCCCCUGGGUGCCUGCGACCUGCCCCACACACAGCUGGGCAGGACCUACCCUCAGGGUUCCAGGGAGGGUCAGGGGAGGGAGCAGGAGGGGACUGGGCAUGUCUUGAAGGACCAAUAAAUCCUGAUGGAGAAACCCUC
Microcebus murinus (gray mouse lemur) is the source of this 3847-nucleotide messenger RNA. It is a transcript of the gene GZMM, whose product is annotated as granzyme M. Gene Ontology annotation, biological process: proteolysis. The record is from RefSeq and is a predicted model, not a curated record. Lineage: Eukaryota; Metazoa; Chordata; Mammalia; Primates; Cheirogaleidae. Gene Ontology annotation, molecular function: serine-type endopeptidase activity.